Molecule: messenger RNA, 1317 nt
Organism: Ceratina calcarata
Lineage: Eukaryota; Metazoa; Arthropoda; Insecta; Hymenoptera; Apidae
Product: mitochondrial basic amino acids transporter
Biological process (GO): mitochondrial L-ornithine transmembrane transport
Cellular component (GO): mitochondrion
Molecular function (GO): high-affinity L-arginine transmembrane transporter activity
Source: RefSeq, a predicted model, not a curated record
ACAGACGCGACAGAAAGAUUGCACGGGAGUAAUAACAUUCAAUAUUUACGAUCACCUUACGGCUGGAAGAAACGAGUAGGGGAAGAUGGCUCUCGACUUUUUCGCUGGAUGUCUCGGGGGAUGCGCCGGUAUUAUGGUGGGAUAUCCUCUGGACACUAUCAAAGUUCACAUGCAAACGCAAGAUUACCGCAACCCAAAGUACAAGGGCAACUGGCACUGCUUUCGAACGUUGCUUGCCAAGGAAUCGGUAGGAGGUCUUUACCGAGGAAUGUCAUCUCCGGUGGCUGGGGUGGCGGUCGUGAAUGCAAUUAUCUUUGGUGUCUACGGGGAGACCCAAAGGCGCACGACCGAUCCUGCCUGUUUGUCCUCACACUUCAUCGCCGGGUCCUUAGCCGGGAUCGCUCAAAGUCCCAUCUGCAGUCCGAUCGAGCUGGCGAAAACGAGAAUGCAACUACAAACGUCCACCACGCAAUUCUCAGGACCCGUUGAGUGUCUCCAACACACCUACAAACACGAAGGAUACCGCGGCGUGUUCAAGGGUCUCGGUGUUACGUUGCUCAGAGAAGCGCCAAGCUUCGGUGUCUACUUCCUCACGUACGAAGCGUUGACUAGAGCGUCAGAGAACAAGCCCGUCUCAACCCUGUGCAUGCUCUUAGCUGGAGGACUAGCUGGCACCGCCUCCUGGGUCAUCUCAUACCCGCUGGACGUGAUAAAAUCUCGGAUUCAAGCCGGUGGCAAUCGGUACAGCGGAGUAAUUGAUUGUUUAAAGCAGUCGGUGCACACAGAAGGAUACUCCUGCUUGUAUAGAGGCCUGAGCUCGACGAUCAUUCGAGCGUUUCCGACGAAUGCCGUCACCUUCACCGUAGUCACGUGGACGUUCAGAUUGUUAGGCCAGGAAGACGUCACACCUUUUCAGGAGAAAUCGAACGUGGUGGAAUCCAUCGGAGAUUUCGGAGGUAUGUGGAGGUGGUUCCUUGAAAGGUGGAACAGUUUUUUGACAAGCGCAUCCAGAGGCAUGGUCAUUCAUAGGUUGCACUGUUCCGCAUUCGUGUCGACGAUACCGACAAACGUGUCGAAGCUUGAGUGUCCCGAAGGUGAUAAGUGGACGGCAAGGAGGAUCGAGUACUGCGAGCAAACACGGGACGAUAAAUACGCCAGACCGGAAGCCGAGAGCUCGAGAGUGUCGAGCGACGAUGUUGAAGAGGAUAAUAGUGAGGACAAGAUGGAGAGGGCUGUUUUUAAAUAGACGGUCUCUGUCAGUUAUUUUGAAAAAUAAGAUAAUUGGCGGACACUAAUAAACUGCCCGAUUAUAAAAUA